Symbiodinium sp. CCMP2592 is the source of this 1194-nucleotide messenger RNA. The record is from the annotation of a GenBank genome assembly. NCBI's taxonomy places the organism in Eukaryota, Dinophyceae, Suessiales, Symbiodiniaceae.
AUGGCACCGCGGACAAGCAGCCGCGGCGCCAAACGCCGCGCAAAGCCCAAGGGGCAGCGGCUCGAGCAACGCCGCCAACUGGAACAGCGAUACUCAGCCGUGCUGGCAAACAAGCCCGCCGCACAGAUUCUGCUGCCGAACCCACACGACAGGAACACAAGCGCGGCCCACUGGCGACUCGAGAUUUCGCGAGCAACGCGCCUGCUGGACCUGCUCCAAGAGCCCGACCACGCCCAGAUACAAGAAGCCCUCAACACGGCAUAUGCCGACAGCUUCCAGGACGAAGACGAGUACCUGAAACAAGACAUGCCCAAGACUGAAUCGCCGGAACUGGAAAGCACCGCAUGGGUCGAGGCCUGCCUCGAGCGGCUCCACGCCAUCGUCAUCAUAACUCGGAUGAAGCACAAGAUCGAGCAGCUCAGCACGCCGGAAAGCCAAGAUCACCCAUGGGAGGCGCGCGUACGGCAUCGCCAGACAGCACUCCAUCGCUUGUUCCAGGCACAUGCCACGCCAGUCCACCUUCACGACCCAUUCCAGCGCCUCUUACCCCGGCCGGAAGACGAGUCCAUCAGCAAGCGCGCCUGGGAGGACUGGCUGUUCGCCGUUCGACAGCUACUCCGACCCGUACCUCAGGGAGACCGCAUUGGAUCGCACAGCUUCGUGCUGCACCACUUCGACGCAGCACUACGACGGGAUCCCAGGCUGCGCAAGGCGCUACCGCAACCAGAGACCGCCACGGACACGAGGAUGGACGCAUGGCAACACGCCUUCCUCGGCGCAGUGGAGGCCAUUGUCACAGACAACCAAAGUGCGGCUCAAGAGAACAGGCAAGCAGUACGAGCACGAGGGACUCCUCAGACUGCGAGUCCCACAGCAGCAACAACGACAGAAAGAGCAAGCACCGUCAUGAAAAGAACAACCGUGCCCCCAAACAUCGAGGCACGGCGGCGCGAGCAAAAGACGGCACACAGGAAGUGCACAACGAAGACAUGCAGCACAGCGAGCCAAGCCAAUGCAAACACCACUGAGAGCCGGGCUCUAGCAAGUGUCCCCCCACCGAAGAUUGCUGGGAGAGAGCCGGAAGACGAGAGGCCAAGCGCUGUACAGACAAUCCGCUGCCGCUACCGCCCGGAGAGCAAAAGCCCGCCUGCACAUCAACAGCCACCAAAGAUCGAAGCUGAACACUUGAGAUGA